AUGCCUGCCGCCAUUGUCACGGGUGCUUCUCAAGGCAUCGGUCGAGCCAUUUCCUUACGUUUAGCAGAUGACGGCUUCGACGUAGCUGUGAAUGACAUCGCCGGGAGACAUUCUGAGCUCCAGAGUCUCAAAGCAGAAAUCGAGUCUAAAGGUGUGUAUCUCAUCUACCGGGUUGGCGAUGUAAGCGUAGAGGAGGAUGUGAACCAAUUGGUUGAGGCAACUGUUGAAGCUCUUGGCCACUUGGCGGUCAUGGUCGCAAAUGCGGGUAUAAUGCUCACGAAAGGGAUGAUGGACCUUACGAUGGAUGAAUGGGAUCGUGUUCAAGCUGUUUGCGCCCUCCCCCCCCCGCUUCUUGCGAUAUUAACUCGAGCUUACGGUGCAAAGGUCAAUGUCAAGGGUGUUUUUCUGUGCUACCGAGCUGCUGGUCGACAGAUGAUUGCCCAAGGCAACGGGGGAAAGAUUAUUGGCGCAUGUUCUAUCUCGGGUUAUCGGCCGCAACCGACUGCCAUUGCCUAUUCAGUGAGCAAAUGGGCCGUUCGAGCCUUGACCCAAGCGACGGCCAUUGAAUUCGCCCCCCAUGGCAUUAACGUGAAUGCUUAUUGCCCUGGCAUCGUCAAAACACCGAUGUGGGAUCAAAUCGAUGACAACUUUUCAAGUGUUCAUGGCGUACCAAAGGGCCAUGCCUUUGAGCAAGCAGUCCAAUCGCGCUCUGCGAUGAAAAAGCCUCAGACUCCAGAGGAUAUUGCCGGCUGCGUCAGCUUCCUUGCAAGUAAAGACUCCGGUAUGAUAACUGGACAAAGCAUCAUUAUUGAUGGGGGCAUUCAGUUCUCUUGA
Messenger RNA from Penicillium crustosum, 834 nucleotides. Its product is annotated as acetoin reductase. The record is from RefSeq and is a predicted model, not a curated record. Lineage: Eukaryota; Fungi; Ascomycota; Eurotiomycetes; Eurotiales; Aspergillaceae. The transcript is spliced from 11 exons. Bases 1 to 834 code for a protein of 277 amino acids. Gene Ontology annotation, molecular function: oxidoreductase activity, acting on the CH-OH group of donors, NAD or NADP as acceptor.